GUGAUUGUAAGUAACAGUAAUGAUGGUAUGGUCAAUAAUGACUACAUGAAUGUAAUACCUAAUCAUUCAUAUAGUCCAGUGCAAGUGACGAAUUCACUGAAUGCACCAGUGUUUGUGACAUACUACAAUGCAGCGAGCAGUCAGGCACAACAACCUCUGCCAUCGUUCGAGUCACUCACGUCCAACAUCAUAAUGACUCCAGUUGGUCAGCAACAUCCAUCAACACAAAGUUCUGCAUUCAUUCAACCACUUAACAAUAAUUACCAGCAAAACAUCAGCACCCCUCUGCUGCAAAUUGGUGAAAAAGAAGUGAUGAAUAAUGUUGUGAAUACAACUCAUACCAAUAUGGACAGCACUGAUAAUAUUACUAAUCCUUAUGGAUAUAGUUAUUAUCAGUUGAAGCCUUUGAACAAUCCAGCGAAGCAUCAAAUGAAUGUACCUUUUGAGACAAUACCAACCACACUAAUGACAACAACAAACUACUCGAAAGAUGAAGUGGAUGGCAAUUUAGCACAAAAGUCAUCGGAAUUGACACGUUUGAAGAAUGCUCUCGAAGGUGCGGAGAAUAUCUUGGCGAAUAAAGAGAAAAUACUCGAAACGUUCGAUAAACAAAAGCAAUUAACAACGCUGAAUAAUGUUAAUAUGGAAGAGGUUUAUGCGAAUGAUUCUCAUCACUGCACAAAUAAUACUCAGAAUGAGACAUCGAAAGAAAGUGAUGCAACGUCAAAAUUAGAAACGCCAAAAUCGAAAGAUUCAUUCUAUUGGUUGGAUGAUCUCGAUAUGAAUGCGUUGGCCGCUACUACUUCCAGUAAUAACAACGUUAAUGAUUCCACCCAACCUCACGACCAACUCGAAAAAUUAACGAUACUUUGA
This is a messenger RNA of Anisakis simplex (herring worm), 873 nucleotides long. The record is from the annotation of a GenBank genome assembly. Lineage: Eukaryota; Metazoa; Nematoda; Chromadorea; Rhabditida; Anisakidae.